GUGUAUACGUUACUUUCCCCUAGUUGUAACAUAUCCCAAUAUUUUUGUUGAGAAUUUCGUUGCUCCCUGCUGAUCAAAGUAUGACUACUGCUGAGGGAUGUGUUUGGUUACAGAGAGAAAUUUCAAUCCCUGCGAAGAAAAGAGGAUGUCAUUUAAUAUCAGACGAAUUUACAAGAUUGGUUCCUGAAAUAGAACAAAUAAAGAUAGGACUCGCAAAUGUGCAUAUAAAGCAUACAUCAGCCAGUCUUUGUCUUAAUGAGAACUGGGACUCUGAUGUACGGGUGGACAUGGAAAGCAUGCUUAAUAAACUGAUUCCAGAUAGUACACCAUUCAGACACAAAUGUGAGGGGCCUGAUGACAUGCCAGCACAUAUAAAGACAGCCUUUAUAGGAACAUCCCUCAGCAUACCUAUAACAGAAGGGAAACUCAACUUAGGUACAUGGCAGGGUAUAUGGUUGUGUGAACAUAGAGAUCAUGCAGGGAAAAGAAACCUAGUUGUUACAAUGCAAGGAGCUCCUAUGAAAAAAUGAGGACUAUCUGUGUCAGAAUAUUUACACAAGUGUCAUAAUCAUCAAGAGUACCACAGAACCUUAUAAGAGUAUCAUUACAUGAUGUGAAAACUAGCAUAAAAUCAUGAAUCAAAUUUAAUGAGAGUCAAAAUGGAUAAUGUUUUCCUCAAAAUUUAUGAAGUUUCAGACAUAUCUAGCCCAUGACAAAUAUAUACAUGUAUAUUAUAAAAAUAAGGAGAUGUGGUAUGAAAUAAGUCACAGUGGUUAAGGAAGUUUGUAGGUUAUUUGGCACAACUUUUUGGAAUUUUGGAUCCUCAAUGCUCUUCAACUUUGUACUUGUUUGGAUUUAUAAUAAUUUUGAUAUGAGCGUCACUGAUGAGUCUUAUGUCGACGAAACGCGCGUCUGGCGUACUAAAUUAUAAUCCUGGUACCUUUGAUAACUAUAUGUUAUUGAUUUUUAAAUAGGUUGAAAGUAUUCUGAAUGUACAGUAUAUGACCAUGAAGAUGUGCAUCUUACAAAUUGCAUUUGACCAGAGAUAUGACCUGUUGAGAUUUCAUUGCCUUUAAAACAAUAUCAAUUUGCUACAGCCAAGACAUUUUAGUGUCAACUCUUAUUUUCAAACUUGUCUUUGAGGAUUUAAAAUUUUAUAGUAUAUCAAUUUGUUUUACAUAUUCCUAAAAUUAUCUUAUUUCAAAUAUUUGUUAUCUUUUUUGAUAUUUUUAUUUCUUACUUCAAAUUACUGGUAAAAUUUCAACAGAUGUAGUUUUUUCGAUUAUUUAUAUGUUAUGUUUGCAUCUUCAUUUAUUAAAAGUUAUAAAAAUAAUAUUGCUUUUCUUUUCAUGUUUUUAAAUUAUGUACCAGAAAUCUUUAUACCAUAGGAAGAUUUUAUAUCAUUAUAUUAAGGUAUUGUGGGAUAAAAACAGUGUGUCAUAUUCUUAUACUUUGCAAAAGUUGGUAUAUCUUGCUAUUUUGCACCUUAAAAUAAAAUUGUAAGAUCACUGAGAGUUUUUCAAGCUACAGAUAGUAAGACAUUGACACAUUUUGUAUGGAUAGUUCAAGGAAAUUGUGAAAUUUAAAUAAAAAAAAAUAAUCAUAGAA
Mytilus trossulus (common blue mussel) is the source of this 1608-nucleotide messenger RNA. Its product is annotated as UPF0047 protein YjbQ-like. Lineage: Eukaryota; Metazoa; Mollusca; Bivalvia; Mytilida; Mytilidae. The record is from RefSeq and is a predicted model, not a curated record. The transcript has 7 exons. Bases 81 to 530 code for a protein of 149 amino acids.